Vanderwaltozyma polyspora DSM 70294 is the source of this 1170-nucleotide messenger RNA. RefSeq names its product histone acetyltransferase catalytic subunit HAT1 (gene HAT1). Gene Ontology annotation, biological process: subtelomeric heterochromatin formation. Gene Ontology annotation, cellular component: nucleus. The transcript has a single exon. The record is from RefSeq and is a predicted model, not a curated record. Bases 1 to 1170 code for a protein of 389 amino acids. Gene Ontology annotation, molecular function: histone H4 acetyltransferase activity; histone binding. NCBI's taxonomy places the organism in Eukaryota, Fungi, Ascomycota, Saccharomycetes, Saccharomycetales, Saccharomycetaceae.
AUGUCAAUUUCUGAUUUUAAACCGGAACUAUGGACAACUUCUUCUAAUAAUGCAUUAAAGAUUUCAUUAGUUGGCGAAAAUGCUGUUCAAUUUUCACCUACCUUUACAUAUCCAAUAUUUGGUGAUUCUGAACAAAUAUUCGGUUAUCAAGAUUUGGUUAUACAUUUAGUCUUUGAUUCUGUUACAUUUAAACCUUUUAUGAAUGUAAAAUAUUCUAAAAAAAUUGAUAACGAAGCUGAUGAUAUUCAAGGGAAAUUAUUAAAGUUCUUACCGAAAGAUGAUAUUAUUGUUAAAGAUGAAGAGAAAUGGGUAGACGCCUUUGAAGAAGAACAAAAAUCUUAUAAGUUUUUAAAUGAUGAAUUUAAAAUUGGAGAGUAUUCUAUAGGAGACGAUGAAUUUGUUGUUUAUAAAGCCGGUAUCAAAGAUAAAUUUAUUAAUAAAUUUCAUCAACGUAUUCAAAUCUUUUCUUUAUUAUUAAUCGAAGCAGCAUCAUAUAUCGAUGACUCUGAUCCAAAUUGGGAAUUAGUUUUAUCUUUUAAUAAGAAAACUAAACAGUGUGUUGGAUUUGUAACUGUUUAUAAAUAUUGGAAAUAUGAAGGCUUCAAAGAAUUUGACAAUGAUGAUAAUUCACAUUAUAGAGGAAAAAUAUCCCAAUUCCUAGUAUUCCCACCUUAUCAAGGUAAAGGCCAUGGUUCUAAUCUGUAUCAAUCAAUUUAUAACACUUGGAAAAAUGAUUCAUCAAUUACUGAACUUGUUGUUGAAGAUCCAAAUGAAGAUUUUGAUGACUUGAGAGAUCGUACUGACUUAGAAAUGUUACAAAAAGAAUUAUUUUUCAAUUCUGUACCAAAUUCUGGACUUGUUGAAGAAGCUUGGAUAAAAAAACAAAUGAAGAAAUAUAAAAUUGAAGCAAGGCAAUUCCAUCGCUUAAUUGAAAUGAUUAUGCUCCAUAAGAACUACAAUAAUUUUAACAUUCAGGUGAAAAAGAGGCUUUUCUUAAAGAACUACGAUGCUCUAAUCGAAAUGGAAGAAUCUGAAAGAAACGAUGCAUUAGAUAAAUCAGUAGAGUCAUUGGAAGAAGAUUACAAGAGAAUCCUAUCUUUAUGUAAAUUUGGUAAGAGAGACCCUUCCUUUGAUGAUGAAAAACAUAGAAACAAAAAAGUAAAACUCUAG